AUGAUGCUAAAGAAAUUGUAUAAUGGGCAUUUUCGAAGAGUGUCGUUAAGCGAUCAAGAUGAAUUUGAUGUUUCCUCGAAAAAAUCAAUUGGUGACGCAAGCAACGAGGAUAAAAAUCAAGAGUCUGGUUUAGUUAGCAAUAUUAUAUAUGGAGCAGGUCUCGGGAUCGGAGCAGUCGGAUUUUCCCUUGCAGUUUUGAGUUCAACAAUUCUUGCCUCAACUUUAGUUUUCUCUUUAUAUUUUUGUGCAAAUACAUGUAGUAUAAGUGAUGAAGACUUAUUCGAAGAGUGCAUCUAA
This is a messenger RNA of Plasmodium vinckei vinckei, 297 nucleotides long. Its product is annotated as conserved Plasmodium protein, unknown function. The record is from RefSeq and is a predicted model, not a curated record. NCBI's taxonomy places the organism in Eukaryota, Apicomplexa, Aconoidasida, Haemosporida, Plasmodiidae. Bases 1 to 297 code for a protein of 98 amino acids. The transcript is spliced from 5 exons.